CAUAAAGUUUUUUGACACUGAAUUUAUUAUUUUUCCCACUGUUUUUCAACAAUAUAAACUUACCUACAGCGCUGCAGGCAAUUUUUUGUUGUCGAAGAUUACUUAAAUAGAUAACGAAAACGAUAUAUGAUAAAUAAAAAGAAGUAUCUGCCAACUUGUGUGAUCUACAGAGUAUGGUGUGUGACAAAAAUUUAACUCUCCAAAAAACUGCAAAUAGUAAACUGAUUUGACAAUGGGUAAGCACAAUCCUGUAAAUACAGUUGAGAAAUGUGAUGAAUGGUUGUGUACAAGAACCAAGAAAAAGAUAGACACCCCAUCAGUUACAGGGAGAAGAGCUUGUUUAUCCAAGCCAUUGAGAAGUAUCGGUAAUCUCAUAAAAAGUUCUCCUCCCCCUGAAGAAUUAAAGACACACACAAAACAAAGUAAACUCAUAAAUUUCUUCGGGAAAAAAAUACCAGAUACAUUAAACAACGAAUCUUGGAAUAUUGUCCAGCUGUCAGAAAGUUCUGAAGAGUUACCUACCUUGUCUGGUACUAGAAAGAUUGAUAAUACAUCCAAUCAAACAAGGUGUUCAUUUCAUACAGACAAGAAGGGAGAUAACUUCACUCUGAAGUCUCAAGAAAGUGAAGAACAUUGUGUCAAUGAGAAGGGCUCUCAGUUCUGUAAAGAAGGAGAUGAUGAAUUACCUCCCCUUAAAUCACCUUAUUAUAAUAAAAGAAGAAGGAGUUCUGAUUCUUGUCUGCCAAAUAAACAUCCAAAAUACGAUAGUGAGAUUUCCUAUGUGAACAAGAAUCAACUUAAAGAUACUACUGAAGACUGUGAUCAGUCAGACAGUAGUCCCUUGGAACAGUUCAGUUGUAACUCCAAUCAUUGUGAUAGUCAAAAUCAAAAUAAUUCUUUUCAAUUGAGGAACCCAAUAAGAAAAAACAACAUCGUUGCAUCUUCUUCAUCUCUAGAGAGAAAUGAGAAACAUAAUUUUGGUGGAAAUGUGAUAUUAAAGGACAGAAUACACAAACUCUUUGAUAACUUUCCUGUUGUAACACAAACUAGUAAUAUUAAACCUAGAACAUGUGAUAUCCAUCAACUUCAUUUUAUGUCAAAAACCUCAUUGAAAAGAUCUGGAAUUCAGACAUCUGAUCAUUUAUUAAACAAUGACCUUGACCUUACGUCUGAGGUUGAACCUCCAAUAAAACCAACAGUAUCAGAUUUAUCUGACAUACCAAACACCGAGCUUGACUUUCUUUCAGAGGUUCAGACACCAAAAGAACGAACCAGUGUCUCACAUCAUAAAUCUGAUAUACCAAACACUGAACUGGACUUUCUUUCAGAGGUUCAGACACCAAAAGAACGAACUAGUGUCUCACAUCAUAAAUCUGAUAUACCAAACACUGAACUGGACUUUCUUUCAGAGGUUCAGACACCAAAAGAACGAACUAGUGUCGCACAUCAUAAAUCUGAUAUACCAAACACUGAACUGGACUUUCUUUCAGAGGUUCAGACACCAAAAGAACGAACUAGUGUCCCUCAUCAUAAAUCUGAUAUACCAAACACUGAACUGGACUUUCUUUCAGAGGUUCAGGCACCAAUAGAACGAACCAGUGUCUCACAUUAUAAAUCUGAUAUACCAAACACUGAACUGGACUUUCUUUCAGAGACUCAACAUUGUAGAGAGCUGCCUUUUUCAUCAAGUGAUUUAAACUCUGACUUUAUGACUGAUACUGACUCUUCAAUAAAACAUUCAGAAACACUUGAGCAAAUACAAUAUGAAUGGAACAUGGGCUCAUUUAAAGACCAUCAAAGAAAGUUGAUUAACACACAAGAUGCUGACAAAGAGCUUGAAAACUUUUCAUUAGAUAACGAUUCUCAGAUAGUUUUGUAAUUAUGGUGUUUAAGAUGGAGCAAUCUGUGGAUUAUUGAUAGUUGAAAUAUUAGAUGUAAAACUCAAAGUUUUACUGAAAUAACUUCUGCAAACUGGCUGAACAUCAUUGGUACCAGUUACAACUCAUACAAGAAAUUUAAAAUGGAGUGUUGCAUAUAAAAGUUGUUGUUAAAAUAACUGAAAAUGUAAAUGGGUCUUUUAAACUUGAACCAAUUUUUUUACAAAGAUUUUAGUAACUAUAUCAUUUUUAUAAAGGUCCAUGUGACAAUUUGCAUCACGUUUGUGUCUGUUGCUUGUAAACUUUUCUUUAAAGAUCUUGCUCUCUAAAGUAUCUAAAUGGAUUGAAAGAAAAGUGUGUCUACUUCAUUUAAAGGAAAGUUUCCAGGAAGUUUGGGCUUUUAUUUCCCAGGUUGAUCAACCAAUAUAGCUAUCUUGGCUAAAAACUGUAUAUAGGGGUCAAGCUGCAGGUUUUGACAAUAUCUCAUAUAUUACAAUUUAUAUGGUGACUAGAGAAAAUCAUAGCAUGAC
Mytilus trossulus (common blue mussel) is the source of this 2407-nucleotide messenger RNA. RefSeq lists its product as uncharacterized. Lineage: Eukaryota; Metazoa; Mollusca; Bivalvia; Mytilida; Mytilidae. The transcript has 4 exons. The record is from RefSeq and is a predicted model, not a curated record. The coding region runs from base 233 to 1879 and encodes 548 amino acids.